Acomys russatus (golden spiny mouse) is the source of this 905-nucleotide messenger RNA. It is a transcript of the gene Zc2hc1b, whose product is annotated as zinc finger C2HC-type containing 1B. NCBI's taxonomy places the organism in Eukaryota, Metazoa, Chordata, Mammalia, Rodentia, Muridae. The record is from RefSeq and is a predicted model, not a curated record.
GUUUGGAACCAUCCAUGGCUUAUUAAAACACACUCAGAAGUUCCCCGGUUUUGAUGAGAUGUUGUUGUUUUGACAUCUAGAGACUGAUCCAAGGUGUAGGCAAUGACUCCAUCAUAAUAUUCAUUAUUUGCUAAACUGUGACUUCUCACUGACCUUUGCUCCCUUGCCCCUAACCAGUGUGGACACUGUUGGUCAGAGUGAGGAACAAAAUGGCUGAGGCACAGCCACUUGUGGCAGAUGGCAAUCAGAAGUUAUUUCCCUGUGAAGUCUGUGGGAGAUGCUUUGCAACAGAUGUUCUGGAAAGACACAGGCCGAUAUGUGAAAAAGUAUUCAACAAAAAACGCAAACCCUUCAAUUCCUUGAAGCAGAGAUUACAGGGAACAGACAUUCCCACUGUGAGUAAGCCUCCCCAGUCCAAGGUUCAGCCUGUGAGGAAAUCUAACUGGAGGCAGCAACAUGAGGAGUUCUUGAAUGUGAUCCGAUCCGCGAAAGAGUGCACUCUCGCCAUUAGAGAGGGCCGGCCUCUCCCACCUCCUCCCCCGCCAACAGUCAACCCAGAUUAUAUUCAGUGUCCUUACUGUAUGAGGAGGUUUAAUGAAACGGCUGCCCAGCGACAUAUUAAUUUCUGCAAAGAUCAGUGUUCUCGGCGCGUCUUUGAUCCGGCCCAAACAGCGGCCAGACUAGCAUCGAGAGCUCAGGGUAAGGCCCAGGCAAGUCCCAAAAAAGAACCAACUGUUACGAGUGCUGUGGGAGCCCUGCUGCAGAGCAGAGCUGUGGAAACCAAGAAUGAAGCCACGGCUAGUUCACGAGCGACUGCGCCGCCUACCUCUAUUGCCGUUUUCCUGCCAUGGACUGAGAAUGGAACCUCGGCCCUUGCUCACUCUAUGCCAGUGUUCUACUGCUGA